This is a messenger RNA of Haliotis rufescens (red abalone), 1893 nucleotides long. RefSeq names its product BTB/POZ domain-containing protein 19-like. The record is from RefSeq and is a predicted model, not a curated record. The transcript is spliced from 7 exons. Gene Ontology annotation, molecular function: protein binding. NCBI's taxonomy places the organism in Eukaryota, Metazoa, Mollusca, Gastropoda, Lepetellida, Haliotidae. The coding region runs from base 86 to 970 and encodes 294 amino acids.
GCUUGACAACAACAUAAACUAAGCUAGUCCGCUGAUUUUGAACCGACAACAGGUCAUUUAAAAACAUAGUUUGAGUCGAGGAACAAUGGCAUCCAGCGAGAGAUGUAUGAAAGGAGAUGUUACAGAGUUUGCGGUGCAGAUGAAAAAGUUGAUCAACUCUAAAGAACACAGUGAUUUAAAGUUUUUACUGGGUCCGAACAGAAAGACAGUGUAUGCACAUCGAUGUAUUUUGUCCUCCCGCUGUGCUGUGUUCAAGGCCAUGUUUGCUGAACAGAAUCAAAAUACAAAGAACUCUGGUGCUGACAAAGAUGUUCCGUUUGUGCUGUCAGACAUGUCUCCAGAGAUAUUCCUGACAUUGCUGGAAUUCGUUUACACCAACUGUGUCCACCUAUCAUCCAAAAAUGCAAUAGAUGUCCUGGCCACAGCUCUGGAAUAUGGCCUUGAUGAUCUCAAGAAGCUGUGCUCCCAGUAUUUGAUAGAAAACCUGACCGUGGGCAAUGCGUGUGACGUGUUGCAGGCUGCGGUCACCUACGGUCAGGACGACCUCAAGAACAAGACUGUCGAGUUCAUAGAGCAGAACACAGGUAAUGUGUUCAAGUCGAAGGGGUUCCAGGAGAUGGGGGAGGAGGCGAUGUCGGCCGUGUUGUGCAGCAACCAGCUCCAGAUGGACGAGAUGGACCUGUACAGAGCGGUCAAGGAAUGGGCAACGGUCAACUCGGUUGUAAUGGGGAAAACAGUAGCUGAUAUCGGCGGUGCCGCUGUGAAAUACAUCCGACUACCUCUACUGUCUCCUGAGGAACUCUCUACCGUGGAGACAGAGAACAAGAAGGAUGGAUUCAUCCCGGUUGACAGUUUUGCCCAAGCAUGGAGAUUCCAUGCCUUGAAGCACCCCGAGAAGGGCAACCCACAGACACAGAAGAGGCGGGGCACCAACUCCCGGGACUGUCACAAGUACCUGGAGUCCAAGUGAUGACUGCUGUACAAGCAGGCUCCACAUGUACAUCUCAUACCAGGCCUGGAAUACUGCUGACAUUGCCAUGCCGGGAUUCAGGAUUUUAUAGUCCUCACCAUUUGAAAUAGAAUCAUGAACAAUAUCGCAAUUUUUAAUUUACAAAGAAAACUGCAUAAGUGCUUGUACUUACAAAGUGAAAACAAGCCAUUCCUCUGAUAAGGAAGAUUGCAGGUUAUAUUAACUUGAACUGGGUCGAUGUUUCUGCUGGUGGACUGAAGUCCCGGAGUUUCAUCAUCAGGAGCAUGUAUCUAUGCUGAGUCAACUACAAAAGAAAUGUUUGGGACGAGACUUGAAAACUGUGCCACACAUUGUUUUUCUUUGCUUAUUAGCAGCAAAAUCUCUGCACUUGUUCACAGCUGACGUAAUUAAAAACUAACAUACAGUUUUUAUUAGUUUCAACAAAAUCAGUAAUGGUAGUCUCGUGUCACCUGAUUUUCUGGUUCAUUGAUCACUUGAUUGUCUGGUUUGGGGGUUUGUUUACAGGCUGACGUCCCAUGGCAGGAGUACUGCUGUGUGGCAUCAGGCAAUAAAUACUUACUUUUUUAUGCAAAUUCUGUGAAUGGUGGUGAUACCGGUGGAGAAGGACAUGCUUACCCUUUUCUUAAACACCUGGUGUCAUCACUGUUUUUCAGUGGCCCGUUCACAUACUUUCCACAGCUAUUUGCCCUUUACACCAAGUGGAAUCUGUUUCAGCAGAAAAACUAGGCUUGCAUUGACAGUUUAUAUUCAAGUGAUAGCAAAAAUUGCAAAGUGCACUUUUCAAGAAAUAUCCAUUUUGCUGACGAUGACUGCAAGCGUAAAGAUCCGGGGUAGGAUAGGUCUUCAGCAACCAAUGCUUGCUGUAAAAGGCAACUAACAGGAUCAGGUGGUCAGGCUCGCUG